Molecule: messenger RNA, 2092 nt
Organism: Monopterus albus (swamp eel)
Lineage: Eukaryota; Metazoa; Chordata; Actinopteri; Synbranchiformes; Synbranchidae
Gene: aplnra
Product: apelin receptor a
Exons: 1
Coding region: 185-1270 (361 amino acids)
Biological process (GO): calcium-mediated signaling; immune response; G protein-coupled receptor signaling pathway
Cellular component (GO): external side of plasma membrane; membrane
Molecular function (GO): C-C chemokine binding; C-C chemokine receptor activity
Source: RefSeq, a predicted model, not a curated record
CACACACGGUCUGUUCUCUCCUCCAGUUCCCAUCAGCAGAACCUCCAGCUCCUGUAGUUCACCGAUUUUUGCUUUGAUUCUCCCCCGAAGCCUCGGACCUGUACAGGACUCUUUGUUUCUCCCUGAAAACUAAGGAUUUUUUAAAAUUAUUGUUAUUAUUAUUUUCUGUCUUUUCCAUUGCAGCAUGGAGCCCACCACUGGGGAAUAUGUUGAUAACUAUGACUAUUAUGAAGACAAUGAGACUGCCUGUGACUUCUCUGAGUGGGAGCCAUCAUACUCCCUCAUUCCAGUCUUCUACAUGCUGAUCUUCAUCCUGGGCCUGUCAGGUAAUGGCGUGGUCAUCUUCACUGUCUGGAGAUCCAAGUCUAAGCGCCGGGCUGCAGAUGUCUACAUAGGAAACCUGGCCCUUGCUGACCUCACAUUUGUUGUAACCCUACCUCUCUGGGCUGUGUACACAGCACUGGGCUACCACUGGCCCUUUGGUGUGGCUCUGUGCAAGAUCAGCAGCUAUGUUGUUCUGGUCAACAUGUAUGCCAGUGUUUUCUGCCUCACCUGCCUGAGCUUUGACCGCUACCUGGCCAUCGUGCACUCGCUGUCCAGCAGCAGGCUGCGCUCACGGGGCACCAUGCUGGUGUCUUUGGGUGCUAUUUGGCUCCUGUCCGGCCUACUGGCUGUGCCCACGCUGCUCUUUCGCACCACUGUGAAUGACCAAAACAGCAACCGGACCACAUGUGCCAUGGACUUCAGCCUGGUGACCAUGAACCAGAGGCAUGAGUUUCUCUGGAUAGCAGGACUCAGCCUGUCCUCCUCUGCUUUGGGGUUUCUCCUACCUUUCUUGGCCAUGACCAUCUUCUACUGCUUCAUUGGCUGCACUGUCACACGCCACUUCAACAACCUGCGCAAGGAGGACCAGAAGAAGAAGCGCUUGCUGAAGAUCAUCACCACCCUGGUCGUGGUGUUUGCCAUCUGCUGGACUCCCUUCCAUGUGCUGAAGAGCAUGGACGCGCUCUCCUAUCUGAACCUGGCUCCGAGCUCCUGUGGGUUCCUUCGCUUCCUGCUGCUGGCUCACCCCUACGCCACCUGCUUGGCCUACAUCAACAGCUGCCUCAACCCAUUCUUGUAUGCCUUCUUUGACCUUCGCUUUCGAUCCCAGUGCCUGUGCCUACUCAACCUGAAAAAGGCUAUGCAUGGCCAGAUGAGCUCCAUGUCAUCCACGCUCAGUGCCCAGACUCAGAAGUCAGAAGUUCAGUCUCUGGCCACCAAGGUGUAAACAGUGAAAGGAAAGGUGGAGCAGGGCUGCGGGACAGUCCCAGCUGCCACCUCUGGAACAGUUGUAAAAACACAGACUAUACGUGUCCAUUGUUCAAAGCUGGUAAGAUGAGGUGAUCAACUUUGAAUAGACACUGCUCACCGUCAUGAAAUCCAUUGUAUGUUCCUCCUGUUCUACAGUGGGAUGCUCUGCAUGUCCUGCAGCCAGAGGGCUGAGCUCUGUAGCUGCUUUGCUCCUCAAAUUCUCAGAGAAAAAAGUCUAUUUCUUCUGUUUUGGUCUACUCUGCAAAAAUUCUCAUUUGUAUCAGAAAAGAGGGCAGAAUUGUGAUUUGAAACACACACCCACACUGCUCUGGAGGAACUGUGAAUUAAUUUGAAUUGAAAUCUGUGUACACUGGAUGAAACAUAAAGCUGUACAGUAUUUUCAUACCAUAUCCUGUUUCUUUGUUCAGAUAUAUUGCUAUUUUGUUGUAGAAGCACUUGUUAAAAAUGUGUGAGCAGGGAACUAAAACACAGCAGUGUCCUCUUGAAAAGGUUUGUUGUUUGAGAAGGUAGACGCUUGGACUGUGGCGGGGUGCUGUAGGAGGAAGAAAGGUGUUGCAGCUUAAUUAUGUAGUUUGUGGAGAGGAGAUGGGGGUAGACAGGCAGAUGGCACAAAUGUUACUGGGACUGACAACAGGGCGAGUAGGGGUGGGGGGUGGGGGUUCAGUGUAGUCACGGCACUAAAGGGAACAAAGGAACUUUAUAAUUGUUCCAAUUUGAUGUAUAUGUUUUAUUUUUUUGACAUCAAUGUAACUAACUACUGUAUUAAAGAUGUGUGCUG